AUGGCGAGAGGAAGUCGGGGCGCUGCCUCGGAACAGAUUCGUCGACCAAUCGACCUUUCAGGGCAUAUAUCUGCGAAUGAGAGGAACAGUCUCACAGUACUCGUUACUGCUAUUACCGACAGGAUGGAUCAGCAAAUCAGUGACAUCUUCGACUCCCCUCCUGUGGCACCAGAUCUGAGGGGUGAGGCAUACAACUGGUUGCUGUUCUCGCUGACGGAACAUAGGCCCCUUCCUCGAAACUCCAAAGACACGGAAAAGCAGUACUCCAACGCACUCAAGAACAAGAAGGCCCAUGAGAAGUGUCCCGUGGUGGAAGAGAGGUCCAAGGGCCCCCAACUGCAAGAGCUCAAGAAAGAGGCCCUUGCCUCCUUUUUGAAGUGGCAGGGGAACUUAUUGCAGAGAAUCUGGGAUAUUGAUGUAAGAGAGCUUCCGAGCUCUUUCCAAGGACCGUCUGGGAAACCCAGAGGCCGUGGUCGUGGUCCGCCACGGCUUCCGUCGAGGCACACGGAUCUGGCCCUGUCGACAAAGUAUCCGCCGACUCCGAAUGCUCUAUGGACUCUGCCGCAGGAAAGGAGGAAGCUGUUUUUGCAUAUCGUGCUGCUGGCUGCCCUGUCCUUGUCCGAAUAUAGCGCCCACACGCAUCUUCUCCUUGUCUACCUAACAUCCUCUCUGAACAUGCCUCUGAGCUUCCUCUACGCUGAGGAAGGGAGGCUGGCCGAGGCCAUGGCUCAGGUCGCAUUGGACAUGUCCCCGGAGGAGCUGCUGCGGAAAGCCGAAGAGGCUAAGAGUUCAAGGAGGGGGAGAGGCAACAAUAGCCCGGCUCCUACUUCUCUGUCUCCAACUUUGACAGCUGCAGGAAUUGGGACUCCUGACGGGAGCUUUGGUCUGACAAAAUUUGUGGCUGCAAACCUCUUGGGGCCCCUAGCCGGCGGGGGGAAAGCAAUGUGCAACUUGUUUGGUAUGAACCCGGCCAAGCCAACCAGCAAGAUGAUGGAAGUCUUCAGCCGAGAGAUUCAGGAGUUUGCCUUUGUUUCUGUGCACAGCGAGGCAGUCACCGAAUACAAUGAUGCCCGUCAGUUUGGUGCGGGGGAGCGCAGAUUCCGCUUGGUCCUUGCCAUGAGCGGCUGGGCCUCUGAAGACAAGGACAUGAGAAAACCUUGGUUGUGUCUGGGUCGUCAGACUGAGAACUAUGUCGUCCGUUGGGAUCCUAUCACGCUGCUGAGUCUGGGGAGCUCUCUCGAAACAGUCAUCAAGAGUACCGCUUGGAAAGGUUCCCAGAGGGAAAUCAGCAAGAAGUCAAUCUUCGCUUGCCUCAUCAAGUCCGAAUGGCCAGAGUCGCUCCUGAAGAUCAGCAAACUUGUCGACAACCCGUGGAGUGUGGGCACAGUGCGGUCCGAAAAGGCUGGAUUAGUCCUAGCCGAUGCCAUCAUGCGACAUAAAUUUCAAGGCGACCGAUCGGUUUCUCUAGUAGGGUACGGACUCGCAGGGCGAGCAAUCUACAUGUGCCUCAUGACUCUCGCAGAGAGGCGAUGCUUUGGUCUGGUUGAGUCCGUUGUCUUGAUGGGCGCCCCUAUACCAUCAGAGUCUCGUGUGUGGCUCACACUCAAGAGCGUCGUCCCUGGUCGUCUUGUCAAUGUAUACUCUGAGCACGACUACCUGCUCGGCUUCCUGUGCCGCUCCUCCAACACUCAGUUUGGCAUCGCCGGUCUCCAGGAGAUUCGUGGUGCUCGAGGUGUCGAGAAUUACCACGUUGGUCGUAUGCCCGAGGGCCACAUGGGAUACGAGACGAUGGCGGGCAAGAUCCUCAAGGAUAUCGGAUGGGAGUGUCUUGAUCGAGAGAGUGUGACGGGGCGAGGAAAGCAGGGCAAGGUGUCUGGUCCGAGGUGGUGA
Geosmithia morbida is the source of this 1890-nucleotide messenger RNA. RefSeq names its product Protein of unknown function (DUF726). The record is from RefSeq and is a predicted model, not a curated record. The transcript has 3 exons. The coding region runs from base 1 to 1890 and encodes 629 amino acids. Lineage: Eukaryota; Fungi; Ascomycota; Sordariomycetes; Hypocreales; Bionectriaceae.